Mytilus californianus (California mussel) is the source of this 2703-nucleotide messenger RNA. RefSeq names its product mesotocin receptor-like. The record is from RefSeq and is a predicted model, not a curated record. Gene Ontology annotation, molecular function: vasopressin receptor activity; peptide binding. Gene Ontology annotation, biological process: G protein-coupled receptor signaling pathway. The transcript is spliced from 7 exons. The coding region runs from base 113 to 1192 and encodes 359 amino acids. NCBI's taxonomy places the organism in Eukaryota, Metazoa, Mollusca, Bivalvia, Mytilida, Mytilidae. Gene Ontology annotation, cellular component: membrane.
AUUAUCUGGGAUACUUUGGAAGUACAACCAUAAUAUCAUAAGAACAGAAAUGUAGGUUGAUUCCAUACAGUCUUUAAAAUGUGUAUAUCCUUGAUAUUCGAAUACACGAUAAAUGGCAUACAACUCACACAUAGCUAACGAUUCUAUACCAACGAUGAAUGCACCUUAUUCCAACGUGAGUGUUAAUAGUAUCUUUGACACAGAUUUGAGAAAUGAAUCCAGAAAGAAGAUGUCCUUUCCUUCUACAAUCAAUGAAGUAACAAAAUGGCUAGCAGUGGGAAUUUUGGUCGGAAUUUUGGUGUUUAACUCAACUAUACUGAUAUUACUUCUCCGCAAGAAACAGAACAGUAGGAUGGCUUUCUUCGUACAAAAUUUGGCAAUAGCAGAUUUUUGUGUUGGUUUAAUUUAUCUUUUACCCGAGGUUAUUGUAUUUAGAUUUCAUAUCGGUUGGGAUAGAUACGCUUGCUCUAUAUUAUAUGGAGUGAAAAUGUUUCCGAUUUAUGUAUCUACGUUUGCUAUCAUUACCUUGACACUGGAUCGUUUGUAUGUUAUUUUAAAACCUAUAUCAUCCUCUGGCAAAGGUAUGAAAUACAGAGUAUCAUUGAUAAUAACAACCUGGAUUCUGGCAAUAUUACUUUCUAUACCAUAUAUGGCAUGUGUAAGAUUCAAUAACGGAAAAUGUGGACACGAUUUUGGCAAUUUUACCAAGGUUAUGCUUAUGUUUGAUAUCAGCCUCAUUCUGAUUUUUCCUGUACUUAUCAUUGGAGCGUGCUAUAUAUGUAUUGUUGUGACAAUAUGUCGUCGCGAGAGAAAUAGACUUUUAAAUGAGAAUACUAGAAGAAGCAUAAAUUCAACACAUAAAAAUGAUGGUCAGAAAAAAAGUACAAGAAAACCUCUAAUGGCUCAGGCGAAAAUAAGGACAAUUAAAUUACUUCUGAUCAUCGUAACUGCAUACAUUGUUUGCUGGACACCGGUGUGCGUUGGUACAUCGUUGUUGAUGUGGAAAUAUAUUGAAUUUGGAGUUAUUUUUCAACUUUUGUACGUCUUGGCGCCAUUGAAUAGCCUCGUGAAUCCUCUUGUUUUCUUGUUAUUCCAUAGGAAAAUUUUCAAAAGAAAAGAGUUUGGAACAUAUAGAUUUAACCCGUCUGUAACCUUAAAAACGUCAGGAAAGCAGGCAUCAACACGCUGUUAGCCGUUCCGUGAUUUUUAUGUUCGUCUCUACAUAUCUUGUGUGUUUAACUUAAAAUCUGAGAAUACAUAAUUGCAAAAUACAAUACACACUACCAUGACUACUGUACAGUAUAUAUAAUGAUUCUACAUGUAUAGUUUUUGUUGUCGAUAAAGAAAGAGAAGAAACCCCUGGUUAAUAGUUAAUUUCCUAGAAAGUCCGUUAUUUACCGUCCAAUCUCAUUUUUUACACACCUGUCUCGUUAUAACGGCAGAAAUUUAUGCAGUGUGGGAACUAACACCAAGUCGUCUACAUGAUAUAUAUACUAGGCCUCACUGUGACUUUGAGAUGAAGAACACCAAACGCACUGUUCCUUUGCUUUUGUGUGUUUUUUGUUGUUGUUUUAUUUGCUGUGCAUGUACUGAUUUUGUGUCAUGGAUGGAUACUCCAUAUCUUUUUUUUUCUACUAUUCAAAUCUAUGGGUAGUGUUACCUUACCAAACAUUUUCUUCAUGGUGAUGGAGUCAAAAUGGAAAAGCGUAGUUGAAAAUUUAGGUGGAGGUAAAUUACGAUCAUUUCUCAACAUGGAAUCGACAACAGUCCUUGAUUUCUACUAUUUAUUGCAUAAUAUGUAGUGAUGUCAACCAUGUCAACGGUUAACCGUUGAACCGGGUAACCGUCGGAAGGACCGAAUAACGGAUACCAAAACCGAGAUCUUUUUUUCAGUUUUAAUAGAUUUGAUAUAUAAAUGUGUAUUGGAAUCAUUAAUAAAUUUUGCUCAAUUUUAAAAUGACUGUUGUGGUACUCUUUUUGACAAAUCAAUUGUCCAGUAUAUUGAUUGCUAUUGCAUGUAUUGUUUAGCUUGAAAAUAUUACAAUUUUACAAAAUUAAUUAGCACAAAGACAACUUGUCUAUUAGCUCGGGGCAGGAUUGAAAGUAAAAAUAAUUAGCAUACAUGUAUUUUGAGCUGUUGUAAGAUAAUCAUUUUUCGAUCUACAUCAUUAUUUCAUUUUUUAUUUAAAACAUUGCGUAGACCUACAUGUAAAUAUUCCACCUCCUUCGUCCAGUGCUUCGUCAUACUUUUAACGAAAUGCAGACUAAAUAAUAGUGAAAUGUAAAUCAUAUGAAUAAAAUAAAAAAGUAUACUGGAUGGUACGAGUAACACGCUUAAUCAUCUCAACUCUCUACAGAAUUUUCUGAGACACCAGUGGAAAUGAAACUAUGAACGAUUUCAGACCUUGUUAAUUCGACGAUAUCAAGAAGAUUUGUAGAUCCUAAAUCUGAAGUUGUUACAAAAACCGUAGUAGAUGUGGUAUUAUUGGAUAAUCAAAACUAAAACUUCACCAGAAAUACUCAAAGCCAAGCCGUAUAUUGACUACGGAUAUAUUUCAACUUAUCGUAUUAUAAAACAGUGCAUGUGUAGAGUACUGUAUGAGAGGCCUUUACACAUCAACUUAACUACCGGUUAAUUGGUUAAUCGGUCGAAACAUUAUCCGAGUAACCGGUUAGGAAAAACUGUUCAAUUUGACAACACUA